UAAUGUAGGUAGUUAAAUUACGGAUUAUCCCUUACGCAGAUUCUGCGUUGCAUAAUGAAUGAAUCAUUUAGCUGUUGCUUCUUACUUAUACCUUUUACAUAUAUGGCGCACAGUAAAAGCAAGCUGCUGAGCUGCUCGUGAACCGGUGUCCGUUAGAAGCAAACUGCAUGGAGGCGUUCAUGUACUACGGUUAGUCACGUGAUACUCUAUUACAAAAUGUUACAAAUACUUUUUACUUUUCAAAAUUCAUUUUAAUAUAUUCAGCUUCAUUUGAAACACCAUUGAAACAACUUAAAAUGCUAAUAUAAUCAUAAGAAAUGGACAUAAAGGGUAAAUACCAUGCACGAAAAGUAAUUUAUCACGUGGUAAAAGUCAACAACUGAAACCAACUUCGCCCCAGCUUCGCCCGAUUGACGUUUCUAGCGACGACCUUGGCGACGACAGUGUGGAAACGUGGAAGUUCCUGGAUGUAAUGUAGAGAAUUGUAGACAUGGAUUUGGCACCAUCAGCUCCACCUGAGCCCACUGAAGUUGAAUACCACUGGACAGACAUCACUGAUGACUUCCUUAACGCAUGUAAAGAUCUGAAGCUCGGAGAGCUGGUACACGAUGACAUGUUCGGCCUGUUCGACGCCAUGUCGGCCAUUGAGAUGAUGGACCCCAAGAUGGACGUGGGCAUGCUGUGCAACUCGUCGCAGCGACAGAUCCGCAGCUUCCAGCAGGCGGUCGAGGACGGCCUGCUGAAGACGGCCGACCUGACGCCGCGCGAGCAGCUCGGCGUGAUGGACACGUCCCUGGCCUACCUGCUCUCCUGGCUGGAGGGACACAGCCUCACGCAGACAGUGUCCACCAACGCCUACCUGCAGGCGCCCCACAGCAUCCAGGACCGGUGUGUGAAGGCGUUCAGCGUCGCCACCAUCCAGCUAGUCAACACCAUCUCGGAGCUGCUCGUCCAGGUAGCGCUACUGUACGAGGAGGAGGACUUUCAGCCGCAGUCGCUGCCCGACCGGACGGGCGUGACGCCUCUCCGUGCCGUCGGUAUGCUUCGGGAGGCGGAGGAGGAUGUGACGCGCGAGCUGCGAGCCAGGCGCAAGGCGGGAGACACGGCUGCCAGGGAGGAAACCGAAGAGCUCGUUGCGGUACAAGCGCGGUUAAAGUUCUUUCGCUGCCUGUUUCAAGCUGUGCUAGCCUUCUCAAAGAAGGAGAACCAGGGUCUGGAGGAGGCGUGGAAGGCGCUCUCCUCGGCCAAGGAGCUGCUGCCGGUGCUGAAGAAUACGUGCCCCAUGGGUGCCAGCUACGAACAGGUGGAACAGGCCGCCAAAGGCGGCCACCUGGUGACGAUGGGGUUCGACCCGCUGCUGAACCAGCGACAGCUACCGCCGGCCUUCCCUCGCUAUCCGCGGCUGCGCGCGUUACCGGCCACCAUGGACGAGCUGACCGCCCUGCUGGACCGGCUCCUCCGGCUGCGCACCGUACUCGAGUGCAAACAUCUGCACGCGCUCAUGGACUACAUGCAGGCGUUCAGCGCCACCAAGCCGUGCGUGUUCUCUCGCACGGUGCUGUUUGUGAUUGCCGAGCCUCUGCACGGUCUGAGCAGCCGACCGAGCCCGGCUGGAGCUCAGACGCUGCUGCAGGCGGCACGGGCCUUCAUCGCGCCGCCCUCACUGGCGCCCAGAUCACCGGUACUCGGCAAUGAAAAGGCCAAGGACGCUGUGGACAUGUUCAUGUGCCGGUGCCAGGCGGCCUUCUACCAGCUGCUUCAGGUGGCCGGCCACAACCGGGCCCGGCAGCGACAGAAACUCGAGAUGGUGCUGGCUGACCUGGCCGGGCUGCAGGAGGAGGCGGAGCGUGUGGACACGCUGCUGCACGCGCUGUGCCUUCAGCUGGAGCCGGCGCGUCACCACCUGGUGUGCUUCACCACCUGGAUCCUGUACCACGUGCUGCGCGUCAUGAUCCAAUACCUGCUCUCGGGCUUCGAGCUGGAGCUGUACAGCGCCCACGAGUACCACUACAUCUAUUGGUACCUCUCCGAGUGUCUGUACGGCUGGAUGGUAUCCACGCUGAACCGAGCCGACUCCUUUCUGGCCGAACACGACGCUGCCAUGGAGCUGGCCGCCCAGCGCGUCCGGAACAGUAAAAAGAGCCGCGCCAAGAAACGCAAGAGCCGCUACGAGCGUGACAUCGUGCUCACUCAGGCGUUACAGAAUCUCUGCGGGGGACUGCAUAAGACGUGUAUUGGGCUGCAGGCCGAGGGCCGGCUCCAGCGGCCGCACGCCGAGUUUGAUAACGAACAGGUGCGCUACGAGCACCGCUUCUGGCCGUUCAGUGCCGUGGUGACGCCGCCGCCCGUCCAGUACGGACACUACCGGCAUAUGACCGGCGCCGGGCCGCCACAACAGAACCGCGCCGUGCUGGCGUACUCCGAGGCGUGCCAAUGCUUCCACCAGGCCCGAGGGCUGCUGGAGACGCUCCCUGCCAAUGAUGCCGAGGUGGCCGUGCUGACCAGGAUGGCCAAGACCAACUACGUGGUGGCCAGGAUCCUGGCCGGCGGACACUCGCAGGGCCGCUCGCCCAUCUUCGACUUCUCCAGUCACAAGUACUUCCCGGUGAUACGGAUCCAGUGAUGGCGCCGCGCCUAGCUCUCGCCGAAUCUAGCUCCUGUGCUGACCGCCGCCGGUACCCCGCCCGUGGUGGGGCCGCCGCCCGCCUGCCUGCCGUGCCGCGCGCGGCGCCCGGCGCGCUGUCGGCACGCUGUGGUCGGGUAUCGGCAGUUUCCUGUCAUAUCGACUACCGCGGCGUGCAGUCAGCCGCUGAUAGGCGCCGCCGCCGGCGCGGUGAUUCAGCCUCCCGUCACCACUUCUCACUAAUCGGCAGCGGUCUUUUGCGAGCGGCGUGUGUGCUCGGCGGUCGGGGGCGGUGACCAAUCGGCGGCACCGCCGGCCCGCCUCUAUUGGUCGCCGUUCAAGGCCAUCGUGUACACAUUCCGGAGUGAACGCAGCCUAAUGGGGAGUCGGCGGCGCCAGGGGCCCCCGAACUCGUUACGAGCCGACCGGCGGGCGCCGCCGUCUCGGCGGCAGCAGCAUCUAUAACGGACCGGCCGGUGCGCCCGCCCGGGAGCCGUGCAGCAGGUAGCUCGGAUUGCGGGUGUUAUCGGAGUGUGCACGUGUGUAUGGGCUCCCUCCGCGUGUGUCUGGGGAAUGAAUGCGUCAGGGUGAGAGAAUGGGUGCAUCUGGGACAUUUGACGGGUCCCUCCCAUUUGCAAUAAUGUAUGCCAUGAUAAUGGAACGUCAUCAGAUUUGUACAUAGGCGGCAGCGUGCUACAUCUAGUCAGAUACUUAUUGCAUUGUGUUGACUUACCCGCAUUGUGGUAAUGUUUCACAAUAAAAAUGAACCGCCGAA
This is a messenger RNA of Amphibalanus amphitrite, 3398 nucleotides long. Its product is annotated as N-alpha-acetyltransferase 35, NatC auxiliary subunit-like. NCBI's taxonomy places the organism in Eukaryota, Metazoa, Arthropoda, Thecostraca, Balanomorpha, Balanidae. The record is from RefSeq and is a predicted model, not a curated record. The coding region runs from base 491 to 2623 and encodes 710 amino acids. Gene Ontology annotation, biological process: N-terminal peptidyl-methionine acetylation. The transcript has 14 exons. Gene Ontology annotation, cellular component: NatC complex.